Thunnus maccoyii (southern bluefin tuna) is the source of this 7458-nucleotide messenger RNA. It is a transcript of the gene adcy5, whose product is annotated as adenylate cyclase 5. Gene Ontology annotation, biological process: adenylate cyclase-inhibiting G protein-coupled receptor signaling pathway; adenylate cyclase-activating G protein-coupled receptor signaling pathway; intracellular signal transduction. The record is from RefSeq and is a predicted model, not a curated record. Gene Ontology annotation, molecular function: adenylate cyclase activity. Gene Ontology annotation, cellular component: plasma membrane. NCBI's taxonomy places the organism in Eukaryota, Metazoa, Chordata, Actinopteri, Scombriformes, Scombridae. Bases 1141 to 4740 code for a protein of 1199 amino acids. The transcript has 21 exons.
GCGGACCACAGAAAGCACACUUGGUUGAAUGGCUAUUAAAACAGCAAUCAGCGGUAAAUAUAUGAUGAUGCCAAGCUCCAAACAGACACCGAGCGGAUUGUCAGAGCCUCCGGCUGCGCACUUUGGUAUCGAGGAGAGACUUAAUGAAAUGCUGCCGCUGCAUGGCCGCGGAUUGAAUGUGCGCGGAGUCUGGCUGUAAAUCAGAUCAGGAGUUGCUGUGUGAGGAUUCAAGCAGUGAUCACCAGUUUUGGACAUUGAUUCGGUGCAGGCGUUAACGUUGACGUUAACGUUGUUAAAUUGGACGUGUGGUAACGCGGACUGUCGCCUACCAUGGAGCGAGGAGGUGUUUUUUGUGGCUGCCGGAGGAGGAGGAGGAGCGGUUGAGUUUUCUCCUCAGCGUUCCCAUCAGCGCAAGUGUGCGAGGGUCGUGAUGAUGCUUUUUGGCCAAACGUGAGGCUCCCCCCGCCGUCCAGGCUGCAAUGUUUGGUCAAUACAGGUGCAUCAAGACCUGACGGAACUAAAUUAAAACCGCCGACAUGGGAUUCACCUUUUUUUUUAAAAAAAAUUUCCCUUCACCUCCGACAUUUCUUUUCACAACGCGUUUGCAAGGAUACAGGAAACAUGUCCGCAGAUAUAACGGAUUAGUGUAAUUGAUGCUGUCACGCUAUGAUCUGUGGGGACAAUCUGAGUUAUAAUCUCUCCAUGGAUGGUAGUUAAUUGGGCCCAAUGAUGUAGAGCCAAAUCCACCUGGAUCUAAUGUUCCCUCCUCUCGUUGCGAAACUUCCCCUGUGACUUUGCGCAUGUUCAAUUGUUUUUAUUCCCAGAGCUUUUCACCUCUCUCGGUUAUUGCUUUCCGUAAUCCCAUCUCGAGUUUGAAAUAUUUUAAAAUGAAUGUUUGCCUCUAAAGGUGUGAGAUUACACUUUUAGAUGUAAAGGCUGUUUCAACAGUGACCAACAAUGAGAAAUUCAGUGUAUAACAUGUAUUUGAUGCGCCUCAUAUUUGGGACUAAAUAGUUUCCUGGUGUUCACUGGAAUAGAACUUUUCCUGAGGUGGUUUUUGUUCAGGCAUAUUUCUGCUGUUGCCCCCACCCCCCCACUCCCAACACACACCCCUCACCACCCCCCUCCUCCUUUUCCACAAUGUCCAGAUCAAACAGUGUCAGCCCACCCGGAGUCGGUGCGCCCGGGCUGAGGGGAGGGACUGAGCACAGAUCAGCUUGGGGAGAGUCUGAGUCUGUGGCUAACGGGUGCCCGUACUCAGCCAGAUCUCCGCGCAAGAAGCUCACCCGGACCAACAGUCGGUGGAGGGAAGAGGAUGAUCUGGACCACCGGCAGCCCGGGCGAGCCUCCACGACUGUCAGCAGGGUCAGCUUCACGUCCAGGUCGGCUUGGCAGGACCAUGGUGAGGAGAGCCGAGACAACAACCGCGCGUCCCCUAAACGUCCUGACGGCGAGGUGAGACCCAAGUCUGUGGAGCUGGGUCUGGAGGAGCGGAGAGCCAAGCCGAGGGCCGACGAGGAGGAGGUCAUGCCCGAAGUAAACUUUUCUUUAGUUGCGUGCUGCAACAGCGUCAUGCACAUUUUCAAAUCCAAGAAAUUCCAGUCGGAGAAUUUGGAGCGACUCUAUCAGCGCUACUUUUUCCGUCUCAACCAGAGCAGCUUGACCAUGCUCAUGGCAGUGCUGGUGCUGGUCUUCACGGUCAUGCUAGUCUUCCACUGCUCUGGGGGGACAGUGAGGCCGAGCGUAACUUAUGUGGUGGUAUUUUCUGUGGCCAUCUUCCUCACACUCAUACUCAUGGUGGUCUGCAACAGGAACGGCUUUCACCAGGACCAUAUGUGGAUUGUGUGUUAUGUGGUCAUCCUGUUGGUGCUGGUGAUCCAGGUGAUCGGUGUGCUGCUCGUGCAGCCGAGAAGUGCCUCAGAGGGGAUCUGGUGGACCGUGUUCUUCAUCCAUGUCAUCUACACUCUGCUGCCCGUCAGGAUGCGCGCCGCAGUCAUCACUGGAGUUAUUCUAUCUGCCAUCCACGUGGCUGUUUCUUGGAUCUUAAACGGCGCGGACAGCUUUGUGUGGAAGCAGAUAGUGUCCAAUGUGCUGAUCUUCUCCUGUACCAACAUCGUGGGAGUGUGCACUCAUUACCCCGCUGAGGGCUCCCAGAGGCAGGCCUUCCAGGAGACCAGGGAAUGCAUACAAGCUCGCCUCCACUCCCAGAGGGAAAACCAGCAGCAGGAGCGUCUCCUGCUCUCAGUGCUUCCCCGCCAUGUUGCCAUGGAGAUGAAAGCUGACAUAAACGCCAAGCAGGAGGACAUGAUGUUUCACAAGAUCUACAUCCAGAAGCACGACAAUGUCAGCAUCUUAUUCGCAGACAUCGAGGGUUUCACCAGUCUGGCGUCCCAGUGCACAGCACAGGAGCUGGUGAUGACUCUCAAUGAACUCUUCGCUCGCUUUGACAAGCUGGCAGCGGAGAACCACUGUCUGCGGAUCAAGAUCUUGGGAGACUGCUACUACUGCGUGUCUGGGCUGCCAGAGGCAAGAGCAGAUCACGCCCACUGCUGUGUGGAGAUGGGGUUGGACAUGAUAGAGGCUAUCUCGCUGGUGCGUGAGGUGAUGGGAGUGAACGUGAACAUGAGAGUGGGCAUCCACAGCGGCAGGGUGCACUGUGGGGUUCUGGGACUCAGGAAGUGGCAGUUUGACGUCUGGUCCAAUGACGUCACACUAGCCAAUCAGAUGGAGGCCGGGGGCAAAGCUGGACGUAUCCAUAUCACCAAGGCCACUCUGAAUUAUCUGAAUGGUGACUAUGAUGUGGAGCCGGGAGCAGGGGGAGAAAGAAAUCCCUACCUAAAGAAGAACAACAUAGAAACCUACCUCAUUGUGGGAUGCAGUCAGAAACGGAAAGAGGAAAAGGCGAUGAUAGCCAAAAUGAACCGACAGAGGACGAAUUCUGUCACCCACAACAGCGGCCACUGGACUGACCGUCCGUUCUACAAUCAUCUGGGCGGCAACCAGAUCUCCAAGGAGAUGAAGAGGAUGGGCUUUGAAGACCCCAAGGACAAGCAUUUCAUAUUCAGAAACACGCAGGAAAACCUAAACCCAGAGGACGAGGUGGAUGAGUUCCUGGGCCGGGCCAUUGAUGCACGCAGCAUCGACCGUCUGCGCUCCGAACACGUCAAGAGGUUCCUGCUCACCUUCAGAGAGCCUGACCUGGAGAAAAAGUACUCCAAACAGGUGGACUCCAGGUUCGGGGCCUAUGUGGCCUGCGCCUCCCUCGUCUUUCUCUUCAUCUGCUUCAUCCAGAUCAUCACUGUGCCACCCUCCAGUCUGAUGAUCGGCUUCUUCAUCACCUGUCUCAUUAUCCUGACGGCUGUCAUGUUUGUGUCAGCUAUCUACUGCUGUUUUGGGCUCUUCCCAGUCCCACUGCAGGCUCUGUCUAAGAGGAUAGUCCAGUCCAGACUGAACAGCACCCUGGUGGGCGUCUUCACCAUCAUCGUCGUCUUUCUAUCUGCUUUCAUCAACAUUUUCACCUGCAGCAGCCACGACCUGCGGAGCUGCAUCAAGGCAGAGCUCAACAUCAGCCUGGACAGUGUGAACGCCUGCCACGCCCACCUCCUCAACUACAGCCUGGAGACUCAGUACAGCCCCUGUGGAGACGACGCACUCAACUGCAGCUUUCCUGAGGUACAGUACUUCUCGUCCUGCGUGUUGCUCAGCCUGCUGGCCUGCUCAGUCUUUCUGCAGGUCAGCAGCCUUGGUAAGCUCUUCCUCAUGCUCUUCAUCGAGCUGCUCUACGUCCUCAUCAUGGAGGUGCCCAAAGUGAGUCUCUUCGAUAACCAGGACCUGCUGGUCAUGGCCAACGCCAUCAACUUUGUCGAGCAUAUUAAUGGAACAAGCUGUAUGGUGGACUCCAAGGUUCCUCUGAAGAUCAUGACACCAGUGGUCAUCACUGUUUUCGUUCUUGCCCUCUAUCUUCACGCCCAGCAGGUGGAGUCCACAGCCAGACUCGACUUCCUGUGGAAGCUGCAGGCCACAGAGGAGAAGGAGGAGAUGGAGGAGCUGCAGGCCUACAAUCGUCGUCUGCUCCACAACAUUCUGCCCAAAGAUGUGGCCGCCCACUUCCUGCAGCGUGAACGGCGUAACGACGAGCUCUACUACCAGUCGUGCGAGUGUGUCGCAGUUAUGUUCGCCUCCAUCAGUAACUUCUCAGAGUUCUACGUGGAGCUGGAGGCCAACAACGAGGGAGUGGAGUGUCUGCGGCUGCUCAAUGAGAUCAUCGCUGACUUUGAUGAGAUCAUCAGUGAGGACCAGUUCCGUCAGCUGGAGAAGAUCAAAACCAUCGGCUCCACCUACAUGGCGGCCUCCGGCCUCAACGACUCCACAUAUGACAAAGUGGGGCGCUCGCACAUCCGCGCCCUGGCUGACUACGCCAUGAGGAUGAUGGACCAGAUGAAAUACAUCAAUGAACACUCCUUUAACAACUUCAAGAUGAAAAUAGGUCUUAACAUCGGUCCAGUGGUUGCCGGGGUGAUCGGGGCCAAGAAGCCUCAGUACGACAUCUGGGGGAACACAGUGAACGUGGCGAGUCGCAUGGACAGCACAGGUGUACCAGAGAGGAUCCAGGUGACCGCAGACCUGUACCAACUCCUGAGCUCCUAUAACUACACAUUAGAAUACAGAGGUAUGGUCACAGUUAAGGGCAAAGGAGAGAUGAUGACCUAUUUUCUCACCGGUGGACCCUCCAGCAGUUAACCCACACUAAGUGACAGACAGACACACUGGGGUAGGCACCUUAAACUCUGCCUCUGAAACAGCGAGCAGGCUCAUGGACCUCAAAUAGCUCAUGGCGGACUGAGACCAUCUCUCUCUUCUUGCGGCACUGAUCCCCUCUUGAACCUACUGAGGUCACAACAGGGAAGGAUGAGAAAACUCAUCCUAAUUCUCAGCCUGCGGAGGAGACUACGAGCGGGAGAGUUCUCUCACUAACCUGAGUCUGUCGUUGAGACCAAAGAUGUCCAAUCAGAGCGUGUAGACAGAUUUUGCCGCGUGAGUCUCAGUCCUGAUGGGAAAAUGUUCUCUGAGAAACUUUGUUUGCUUCAUUCUGCUAGAUUUUCUGAGGGUUUGAACAAACCUGUGGGAGGACAUGAACUGUGUCACUUCCCCUUCUAUUUCUCUGCCUUUCUCCUGCUGAAGUAUAUAUGUACAUGUAAAACACAGACAGUUUUAUGUGUAUGUAUAUGAUUGUAUGUAAAAACAAAUUUUGUCCAUGCCGUUGUGAUACAGGUACAAAUCUCUUAAGUGUGGACACCCCAAGCAGCACUAUCCGUCCUUGUAUCAAUAUCUGAUCACAGCAGUAAUUAACCGAUUGAUGGAUGAGUCGCAGUAAGUCGUGUCAUAUCGAUGAGGAGGUCCCUCAGAGACAGUUUGUUAGAACAGAGAGAAAACACUCCACAGUGUUCACAGAAAGCCUCCCAUCACAAACUCACACCACAGAAUCAACAGCAUAUAAACACACACACACAAAAACACAAAGAGGAUGUCAAUGAAGAGCUUUUUCUAAUCUUCGACAUUUUGUAUUUUGACUUCAGAACACCAAACCCUAUCAGAUAUUUUAAGAUUCUAUAUUUUGUACAUUAAUAUAUUAGAGAGCUAUCUAUAAACACCAAUGUGUAUUCAGAUGUACAUACUGUAUCACUCAUGUUGGGAUUGCAGAGGUCCUCACUGGUGUUGCCUGGUCUUUGCGUAGCAGCAUAGCUGAUGUACCAUUUAGCUUCAGCAGAUUGACGCCCCUGAAAGCCUGCUUCUCACUCCUUUCACAGCAUCGACUGCUUCGAUCUGCAGGAAGUCAACUGUUUGCUGAUUGGAUGGAGGUUUCAGAUGGUUUCCCCUCUUGUGUGUCUGAAUCUCACCGUAAGACUUUGAAUGACAGACUAGAGGAUGGGAAUGCAUCGGUCUCGGUGCUCAAAAGCCAUUUUGCACUCCAGUGCUUUCAGCCGUCCCCCCUUCCCCCCCUCCUUCACACCCCUCUUGCUUGCUCAAUCAGAUGGUACGACCCAAUGAAUGUCCAAUGAUCUCCGAUGAGGCCUUUAAUAUGAACUCUAUACUGACGACGGUGAUGAUGCUCAUCCUGUGGACAGGGACAGACAAGCCCACGUGAAAAUGUGCCAUUUUAUCUGCUGUUUUGUUUUUGUUUUUUUCCAGAGUAGUUUCCUCCAGUAUUAUAGCAUAACUCAGCAUGUCACCCUGGACAUUCCAUGGAUUUGGGUGAUUUUUAGUGAUAUUGAUACCAAACACUACAGCUGGUUCUGUUUGUCUUGGCUGAGGCCCAGAGUACAUUAUGAGGUAAACGUUUGGACCAAGUCUCAAGUUUUUAUCUGGAGAAAACCGAAGUUCAUUGAAACAAAUAAGAAAAAAUAAGGCUGGUGUUAUUCUGUAUUUUUUUUUUUUUACUGUCACCAAAACCAACAAUGUCAAAACCAACAGUCCAUCUCUCAAGACUGUCUCACUUCCCUUUCCUGUCAGUGGCUUUCAGCCCCACAGCUGAGGCUCAGUCCUUUCCUACACAGCCAGCCACUGCAGUUAGUCAAACAGGGAAUAAACAGCACAUUUGUUGGAGACUAUUUUCAGAUGUGGAUUAAAACACAUAAAGGCUGCUACUGACAGUUGUUUACAUUUUUGAUUGCUGAUCAUUUUCACAAUAACCAUUUUGUCCAAAAUUAGUCAGAACAGAGUGAAAAUUGCCCAACAAAUUUUCCCCAGAGUUGCUUCGACAAGUUGCUUGUAUUUUUUAACCAACAGUUAAAAGCCCAAAGAAAUCCUGUUAACUGUCACAUAAGACAAAACCAAGCAAAAAAUCCUCAGAAUUGAGAAGCUGAAACUAAAAAUGAUCAAGUUUGUAAGUUUGAUUAUAGCUGCCAAUUAAUUUUCUAUCUAUUGACUGAUUGAUCAAAUGGUUUUCAGUUCUAAUACACAUCUGGUGCAUUACUAUGUAUUUCUGGCGGCAGGAAACUACAGUGUUUUAAUAGUUUUUGGAGCUAUGUGGCACAGAAGAACAAGAUGUAUCAAGCUUCUCCUACACAGAUAAUAUUUCUCAGUGGAUCAGUUUAUUGUUGGUUUUGGCCUUCUCAUCAGUUUGGAUACAGUAAGAAAAAUAUGGAUACAUUGUUUUAAAUGUUGGUGGUUUUGCUUUUAGUUUCCUGUUUGAAAGGAAGAAGAGAAACUUGGCACUUAGUCCAAAUGUUUGCAUGGAGCGUUUAGAAUGAAAAUGCGCCUGCACUGGUCUACUCUGAUGGUUUCUGUUUUGUUAAUGUACUGUACUGCUGCAACCAUUAUCUUCACACACCACUACUAAAACUUUAAGUGUCAUCCCAUGUGACUCAUUGAAUGCAGUGCCAUUCUAUGCCCUUGUGAGCCCCUUUUCUACUGUUUAUUGUGCAGGAAUGUGCCAUUAGAAAACACGGGGGGGGGGGG